This is a messenger RNA of Trichoderma reesei QM6a, 1335 nucleotides long. RefSeq lists its product as uncharacterized. The transcript is spliced from 2 exons. The record is from RefSeq and is a predicted model, not a curated record. The annotation marks the transcript as partial. Lineage: Eukaryota; Fungi; Ascomycota; Sordariomycetes; Hypocreales; Hypocreaceae.
AUGGGGGGACGCAAUCGUGCUUUUCAAAAGCAGCGUAACGGCUGGAACCAGUCGCCUCGUCGGGGCCAAAACUUUAGCAGCCCCAGCCCAAGGAACGACGUCACAUUUCGCGGCUUCACGUUGGAGGAAGAAGCUCGUCAAACUUCAUCACAACACGACUGGAGUAGUACUGUGCAGCUUCGAAAGAGGCCCGUCGUCUUCGUCAGCUCCGGCUCUCAUGAUCCACUGCAGUCGCUCUCGCCGCAGGACGACAAGGCGAAGGAUGCAUCGAGCACCGUUGAAAUAGCCGAAGAAGCAGCACCUAGAAGAGAAACGCCCCGAGAAGCAGCGCCCGAAGAGGCGGCACCAGUUGCAGCAACGUCACAAGACGCAACUGAAGAGACAAAGCCCAUUGAUGUGACAUCUAUUGGAACACAACCUGUCGGACCAGCAUCUGGAGAAGGGAAGCCUGUUGAGCCUACGUCUGAACAAUCAACUCUCGCUGAAUCAACAUUCGAAGAGCCCAAACCUGUUGAUUUAACGUCUGAAGAAGCCAACCCUGUGGAUCUGACAGCUGAACGAGCAUCAUUUGUGGAAGCAGAGAAUGGCGAGGAAGCGGAUGAAGAAGCGACACUGGAGCAAACAACUCUUCGAGAAACAGCCCCAGAGAAAGAUGAACAUGAAGGACUAGCACCUGGAAGAACGGAAUCUGAAGAACGAGUACCAACAGAAGCAACCCCCGAAGAAAGCAUUGAGGGCCAUCACGAAACAGAUAAUACCGGUUCCAGCGAUGAGGUCAUCGUUUUUAAGGGUCGAAACGCCAGGAAGGCCAAGACGCAGGGGCCCAACAUCACACUCACGACCAUAGAGACCGAGAUAAGGGCGGUGGAAAAGCAAAUCUCGGCUACUUCCGAAGCAUCUCCCAAACGGCUACCCAUCCGUCCUGCAAAGGGUGAUGACGACGAUUCUGACCAUCUGUUGUGGCCAACAAGGAAACGGGGAAAGGCACGUGGGCGGCGGAGUCGGGGCAAGGAUUCGGAAGAAGACGCUAUGCUCGCUGACUAUAUCGCCAACAUGCGCGAGAAUGGCGAGAUGUUUGAAGGUCUUGGGGAUGACGAUGAGGAGGAAGAAAGCAGCGAAGACGGCGAAGGAAAUCCAUCAGCUACUGCGGGCCCAAAGGCCGUGGAUGAUGAUGAUGAAGAAGAAGAAGAUGAUGAUGAUACUAGCGACGAUGACGCUAUCGACCCGGACGUGUACGAUGGACUUCUUGACGCUUCUCCCCCUAGUGAGCUGGAGGACGACGAUAUCCUUGAGGAGCACAAUGGGUUUGAUGUGAUGGACUGGGAAAGGCCCAGC